This is a messenger RNA of Papaver somniferum (opium poppy), 986 nucleotides long. Its product is annotated as cell division cycle 5-like protein. NCBI's taxonomy places the organism in Eukaryota, Viridiplantae, Streptophyta, Magnoliopsida, Ranunculales, Papaveraceae. Gene Ontology annotation, biological process: mRNA splicing, via spliceosome. Gene Ontology annotation, cellular component: Prp19 complex; spliceosomal complex. The record is from RefSeq and is a predicted model, not a curated record. The coding region runs from base 52 to 591 and encodes 179 amino acids. The transcript has 2 exons.
ACAGAAAGAUGAGAACUGUGAUGAAGGGUGGUAUUUGGACAAACGCGGAAGAUGAAUUUCUCAAAUCCGGAGUUACAAAAUAUGACAGUAACCAGUGGUCUCGAAUCUCUACAUUACUUCCACGCAAAUCUGCCAUUCACUGCAAAGCUAGGUGGUGCCAAUGGCUUGAUCCUUCCAUUAAAAAGAUUGUUGAAUGGACGAGAAGAAGAUGAAAGGCUUCUUCAUCUUUCAAAGGUCAUGCCAUCACAAUGGAAAACAAUUGCUUCAACUAUUGGGAGAACUUCUUCUCAGUGUAUUGAUCGCUACGAGAAGCUUCUUGAUGCUGCAUGUGGUGUGGAUAGUAAGAGUGAUGGACCUGAUAAUUAUGAUCCGAGGAAGUUGCGUCCAGGAGAGAUUGACCCUAAUCCUGAAACGCGGCCUGCUCGUCCUGAUCCUGUUGAUUGGGAUGAUGACGCGAAGGAAAUGCUGUCAGCAGCGCGUGCCAGGUUAGCCAACACAAGUGGGGAAAAAGCGAAAAGAAGAGCGAGAGAGAAAAUCCUUGAAGAAGCCAGUAGACUUGCUUGUUUGCAGAAAAAGAGAGAAAAUCCUUGAAGAAGCCAGUAGACUUGCUUGUUUGCAGAAAAAGAGAGAAUUAUUGGCUGCUGGGACCGAAACUAAGCAACAGCGUGGAAAGCGAAGGUCACCGACUAUAAUGCCGAGGUCUUCAUGGAGAAGAAGCCUCCAUCAGGGUUUUAUGAUGUGACACAUGAAGCUAUAAGAACAUAAUUUUUCGGAAGUGAAGUUUGUAUUGCUGGUGAACAAGCUAACUGAUCCGGAAAUGGUAAUGAGGCUGCAGGUCCACUAGGAGAUCCUCUGCAAAUAUAGAUCAAACAAUUGAACUUGGGUGAAUUUUUAUGCCAAGACUGUACAUUAUUUCCUUUUUCUGUAAUUGGUGAUAUCCACUAGAACAGCUCUUGUGAAGACAAUUAUUUCACAUUAUUUGUCAA